UUGUGUGUGGUUUUUUCUGGCUGGUCUCUUACAAAGAUGUCCGGGCGUGGGAAGCAGGGCGGGAAGGCGCGCGCCAAAGCCAAGUCGCGCUCGUCGCGGGCCGGGCUGCAAUUCCCCGUGGGCCGCGUCCACCGGCUGCUGCGCAAGGGCAACUACGCGGAGCGGGUGGGCGCCGGCGCCCCGGUGUACUUGGCGGCCGUGCUGGAGUACCUGACGGCCGAGAUCCUGGAGCUGGCGGGCAACGCGGCUCGCGACAACAAGAAGACGCGCAUCAUCCCGCGGCACCUGCAGCUCGCCAUCCGCAACGACGAGGAGCUCAACAAGCUGCUGGGCAAGGUGACGAUCGCGCAGGGCGGCGUGCUGCCCAACAUCCAGGCCGUGCUGCUGCCUAAGAAGACUGAUAGUCAUAAAGCUAAAACAAAAUGAAGCCAUUUAAGACACAAAACAGACAAAAAGGCUCUUUUAAGAGCCACCCACAA
Molecule: messenger RNA, 479 nt
Organism: Strigops habroptila (Kakapo)
Lineage: Eukaryota; Metazoa; Chordata; Aves; Psittaciformes; Psittacidae
Product: histone H2A-like
Exons: 1
Coding region: 37-426 (129 amino acids)
Cellular component (GO): nucleosome
Molecular function (GO): protein heterodimerization activity; DNA binding; structural constituent of chromatin
Source: RefSeq, a predicted model, not a curated record